AUGACGACGUUGUCAUAUAUACAAAGAAAUGAUGACGGCUUAAGGACCUUAAGGUCGUCGUAUACCCUAAAAGACCCUAAAAGGGACCACAAAACUCAGUUGGUGGGAAUUCUCGUCAUUAUCACUCUAAGCGGGACCAAAAACACAGAUUUAAAACUUUUUGAGUCUCAAUGCAGUAACUAGUACUAAUCUUUAAUACAGAUCUUUAUAUAUAAUCGCCGUUACUACAGGAAGCCCAUUAAGCUAAUUGUUCAACUGUGGAUAAAAUGAGUUGAUAACAAGUAAAAGACUCACUAUGAAGAACGAUCAAAGUAUAAAAAAAUAUUAAAUCUAAAUUAGAUAAAUAAAUAAAAGAAUGGUGUCUUCCUCUAAAAAGUUAAAAUGGGUUUAGCCAAUGAAAAAUGCUGUUAUAAACAACGCCAUGACGUCACUGACAUGUGGAUAACAAACAAGAGAGGGAGCGAUUUUCAAGAUCAACCAAGUUCAAAUUUAUAUGAUUUGCGACAAAAUGAACGGAUAUCGUAGCGAACAAGAAGAGCACAGUACCACAAGUGCUCAGAUUUGCUGUUUGGUGGAAGAUGGUGAAAGGUGCAAAAGGCAGUCGGGGAAUGCCAGUUAUUCCAAGCGAAUCCAAAAGACAGUGGGCCAACGAAAACUGAAGCUUUCGCUCGACAGCAAUGCUAGACAUAUAUACAUCUGUGAUUACCACAAGAACAUGAUACAAAGCGUCCGAAGCAAACGUAAACGCAAAGAAUCUGAUGACGAGCACGAUUCUCCGGACGUCGAUUUUUGCUCUCUCCAGGUAAACACUCUUCGUAGAUACAAACGCCACUUCAAAUUACAAACCAGACCAGGGCUGAAUAAAGCUCAGCUCGUGGAGACAAUUCAAAGACACUUCAAACAGCUGCACUGCCCAGAGAAAGAAACCAUUACCUAUUUUAUCUACAUGAUCAAAACCAGUAAAAAUAAAUGGGAUCAGAAAAAUGACAACAGCUAAAGACAAAUAUUCCGCUACUAGUAAAUGACCAAUGUAAUAUAAAAUCUCUUGAAUCUUUUACAGUGUAAAUAGAAGGUUUGGAUACCAGAAGAUGAAUUAAUAUAAUUGUCUGUGUACUAAUGUAAAUGUAAUAUUGGAUAGUUUUAGAUGGCACUUUUCCUUCCUGUUUUAUUGUAAAAGUCUAGGUUAGCAGUAUCUUACAAGAUAAUAAAGUCAAGCCUUCAGUGUUCUCAACCACACAGCAUUGAAAGGAAAAACAGAGGUAAACAAAAAACUGACUCAAAAGACUUCACUUCUAUUUCUGUAAACAAAAGUUCUUGUGAUAGAUUGUAGAAAAUUUUACUUGAUCCCACAAAGGAAUAAACCCUUUAAGCGGUAUGUUCCAUAUGUACAGUUGCAAUGAUUGUAUUGCACUAUUUUGAAAGUCUUCAAUUGGGAGUAAUAUGACAUAUUAGUAAAUCUGUUCAUUGUCCAUGCAUUUCAAAAAUGAUCAAAUUAGGUAAAUGGUGUCUUGAUAGAAUUAUAUUUUAUAUGUUAAGCUGCCUUCUAAGAAGGCUUAUUAUGACAUGGUUUUUAUUUAGUCAUUCUAUAUUACCUUGUUAUUUCUUUAGUGUCAAUUUAUUAUAACUCACAUGUUUGUGAGUUUUUGCAAUUUAGUAUUAAUAAACAUUUGAUUGUGAUAGUAGA
Exaiptasia diaphana is the source of this 1684-nucleotide messenger RNA. RefSeq names its product histone deacetylase complex subunit SAP30L. NCBI's taxonomy places the organism in Eukaryota, Metazoa, Cnidaria, Anthozoa, Actiniaria, Aiptasiidae. The transcript is spliced from 4 exons. Gene Ontology annotation, molecular function: transcription coregulator activity; protein binding. The record is from RefSeq and is a predicted model, not a curated record. Bases 494 to 997 code for a protein of 167 amino acids. Gene Ontology annotation, cellular component: histone deacetylase complex. Gene Ontology annotation, biological process: regulation of DNA-templated transcription.